Molecule: messenger RNA, 1578 nt
Organism: Serpula lacrymans var. lacrymans S7.9
Lineage: Eukaryota; Fungi; Basidiomycota; Agaricomycetes; Boletales; Serpulaceae
Exons: 7
Coding region: 1-1578 (525 amino acids)
Biological process (GO): transmembrane transport
Molecular function (GO): transmembrane transporter activity
Source: RefSeq, a predicted model, not a curated record
AUGUCUGGACCAGAAUUUCAUGCGCCAGCGGUUAUCCACAGUGAAGAUCCCGAUGCUGCUGGGUCAUCAAAUUUAUCACCUAUUGAAAUCAAUUCCAAGGAUUUUGGACUUCUUAUCAUACCCAAGAGACUUCGCCAUGUACCUGGAAAGGCCUUUCACUUUGGUCUGUUCAUGAACAUAUCCUUCGGCCUUGGAUGUACAUUUGUCGUUGCUAAUUUGUAUUAUUGUCAACCUUUACUGAGUAGGCAGUUGGUCAGGAUAUCUAUUGACUUACUUAAACAAGUUCAUAUAGUCCAGCUCUCCAUAUCGUUCGGUGUAACAUACUCUGAAGUGUCUAGUCCUAGAAUACCCACUCUAAUUCAAGCAGGUUACUGCAUUGGCUUACUCUUUAUUUCUCCACUUGGCGAUCUAGUUCGGCGACGUCAACUCAUCAUGUUACUUGUCUUCGCGACAUCCUGCCUCACAGUCGGAUUAGCCGUUACCAAAGAUUUAAGAGUCUUCGAAACACUCUCGUUUCUCCUCGGGAUACUAAAUGUCACUCCACAAAUAUUACUUCCUUUUGCAGCUGAUUUGGCCCCUCCCGAGUGCCGUGCGGCUGCUGUGUCAGUUGUCCAGUCUGGGUUGAUGUUGGGCAUCCUGUUGGCUCGGGUAAUUGCAGGAGUGAUUGGAAACUUUACGAGUUGGCGUGUUGUGUAUUAUGCGGCUAUUGGGGUACAGAGCGUCGUUCUGUGUGGUGUUUAUUGGAUCAUUCCAGACUAUCCUGCAAAGAAUCGCGAGUUAUCCUACUACAACAUAUUGCACUCGAUGGCUGGAUUCGCAGUCACUGAACCCAAGCUGAUCCAGGCUGCGUUGAUCAACAUUGCGUCCAUGGCGUGCUGGUCAAAUUUUUGGGUGACGUUAACUUUUUUACUGGGUGGCCCUCCAUAUCACUACUCUACACUGGUCAUAGGACUUUUUGGUUUGCUAGGGAUGUUGGGUAUAUUCACUGGCCCUUUUGUAGGCCGAAUCAUAGAUCGUCUUGUACCGUGGUAUGCGACGCUCAUUGCGACGCUCUGUUUGCUCGUCCUCCAAGCUAUCGAAACAGCGGCUGGUGGCACAAGUAUCGCUGCUGUUGUCAUAUUCUGCUUUGGCCUCGAUGCCUUUCGGCAGGCACAGACCGUAUCUCUCUCUACUGCCAUCUUUAGUAUAUCUAUAGCUGCAAGAUCCCGAUUAAAUGCCGUCUUGACGCUUUCGCUGUUCGUCGGACAAGUUAUGGGUACAUCCGUUGGUACAAAGGUGUUCAUCGAACAUGGCUGGCGCUCAGCGUCAGCAGUCUCGAUGGCCUGGUAUGGAUGGCAGCUAGUCGUUCUCUUUCUCCGGGGCCCGAACUGCGACAGAUACACGUGGUUUGGGUAUCAAGGGGGCUUAGUGGCGAGAAAGGACAGAGCUCCAAAAGAACGAACAGGUGACAGUGCUUCGUGCGCUGUUACGCCCAUACAGUCCAAUCGUGUUAUCCCAACUGAUAGCAAUGUCAUAGGGCUUGAGUCAACGGAGAAAAAGAAAUCGGAAGGGUUGGGAGAAACCUGCGAAAAUGUCUAG